GGCUGCGCAGAGGCCGCCUUUAGAGAAGGCGGAGCUUCGUCGUUCGCCGGCUGGAAAAGCAGUGGGAUCGGCUAGUGGCGACAGCAGAGGCCGGGCCUUAGCCCUGCCGGGGCGGCGGGCUUUAAAUUCCUGCCUUGCCAAAGUGGCCUCAGAAAGGAGGGAAAAUGGCUUCUGAAUCUGAAACCUUGAACCCCAGUGCCCGGAUAAUGACCUUCUACCCGACUGUGGAGGAGUUCCGGAACUUCAGUCGCUACAUUGCAUACAUCGAGUCCCAAGGAGCCCAUCGCGCUGGGCUGGCCAAGGUUGUUCCUCCAAAGGAGUGGAAGCCACGGGCAUCCUAUGACGAUAUCGAUGAUCUGGUCAUUCCUGCCCCCAUCCAGCAGCUGGUGACUGGGCAGUCUGGCCUCUUCACUCAGUACAACAUACAGAAGAAAGCCAUGACCGUCCGAGAGUUCCGCAAGAUAGCCAAUAGCGAUAAGUACUGUACCCCACGCUAUAGUGAGUUUGAAGAACUUGAACGGAAGUACUGGAAAAAUCUCACGUUUAACCCCCCAAUCUACGGUGCGGAUGUGAAUGGCACUCUCUAUGAAAAGCACGUCGACGAGUGGAACAUUGGCCGGCUCAGGACCAUCCUGGACCUGGUGGAGAAGGAGAGCGGCAUCACCAUCGAGGGCGUGAACACGCCCUACCUGUACUUCGGCAUGUGGAAGACGUCCUUCGCCUGGCACACCGAGGACAUGGACCUGUACAGCAUCAACUACCUCCACUUCGGGGAGCCCAAGUCCUGGUACUCCGUCCCGCCCGAGCACGGAAAGCGUCUGGAGCGCCUGGCCAAAGGCUUUUUCCCAGGCAGCGCUCAAAGCUGCGAGGCCUUUCUCCGCCAUAAGAUGACCUUGAUUUCCCCUCUGAUGCUGAAGAAAUACGGGAUUCCCUUUGACAAGGUGACUCAGGAAGCGGGCGAAUUCAUGAUCACGUUCCCUUACGGCUACCACGCCGGCUUCAACCACGGCUUCAACUGUGCCGAGUCCACCAAUUUUGCGACCCGCCGCUGGAUCGAGUAUGGCAAACAGGCUGUGCUGUGCUCCUGCAGGAAGGACAUGGUGAAGAUCUCCAUGGACGUGUUUGUGAGGAAGUUCCAGCCGGAGAGGUACAAGCUCUGGAAAGCGGGCAAGGACAGCGCGGUUAUCGACCACACUCUGCCCACGCCAGAAGCGGCCGAGUUUCUCAAGGAGAGUGAGCUGCCCCCGAGAGCCCAGAACGAGGAGGACUGCCUGGAGGAGGCCGACAUGGAGGGGGUGGAGGACGGAGAGGAGGGCGACCUGAAGAGAAGCCUGGCCAAGCACCGAAUCGGGACAAAGAGGCACCGAGUCUGCCUCGAGAUACCGCAGGAGGUGAGUCAGAGUGAGCUCUUCCCCAAGGAGGAGCUGGGCUCCGGACAGUACGACUUGGUGGCGUGCCAGGCCGCCCUGGCUCCCGUGAGGCCCACCCACAGCUCCGUGCGCCCCGUGGAGGACGGUCUCAGCGGCCCAGAUUAUUCCGACUCCACCGAAGUCAAGUUUGAGGAGCUUAAAAAUGUCAAGCUGGAAGAGGAGGAGGAGGAGGAGGAGGAGGAGGAGCAGGAAGCGGCCGCCCUGGAUCUUUCUGUGAAUCCAGCUUCUCUCGGGGGACGCCUCGUCUUCUCAGGCUCCAAGAAGUCGUCUUCCAGCCUGGGCUCCGGUUCCUCACGGGAUUCUGUUUCUUCCGAUUCAGAAGCCAGUGAGCCUCUGUCCUGCCAAGCCCAGGGGCAAACAGGAGUUCUCACCGUGCACAGCUACGCCAGAGGGGACGGCAGGGUCACCGUGGGAGAGCCGUGCACGAGGAAGAAAGGCAGCGCCAGCAGGGGCAUCAGCGAGCGGGAGCUGGCCGAGGUUGCGGAUGACGACAUGUUCUCCUUGGAGGAGAGUAAGAAGUCCAAGGGCCGCCGUCAGCCCUUAAGCAAGCUCCCCCGCCAUCACCCACUCGUGUUGCAGGAUUGCGUCAGUGACGACGAGAUGUCAGAACAGCUGACCCCCGAGGAGGAGGCCGAGGAGACAGAGGCCUGGGCCAAGCCCCUGAGCCAGCUGUGGCAGAACCGACCUGCCAACUUUGAGGCGGAAAAGGAAUUCAAUGAGGCCAUGGCCCAGCAGGCCCCCCAUUGUGCCGUCUGUAUGAUCUUUCAGACUUACCAUCAGGUUGAGUUUGGAGGCCUCAGUCAGAGCUGUGGAGGCGCUCCGGAUUUAGCCCCCCAGAAGCAGAGGACCAAGCCGUUGAUUCCAGAGAUGUGCUUCACCUCGACGGGCUGCAGCACCGACAUCAACCUGUCCACUCCUUACCUGGAGGAGGACGGCACCAGCAUGCUGGUUUCCUGCAAGAAGUGCAGCGUCCGCGUCCACGCCAGUUGCUACGGCGUCCCCCCUGCAAAGGCUUCGGAAGACUGGAUGUGUUCUCGGUGUGCGGCCAGUGCCCUGGAAGAGGACUGCUGUUUAUGCUCCUUACGAGGAGGAGCCCUGCAGAGAGCCAACGAUGACAGGUGGGUCCAUGUCUCAUGUGCAGUAGCGAUUCUGGAAGCAAGAUUUGUCAACAUUGCAGAAAGAAGUCCCGUGGAUGUGAGCAAAAUCCCCCUGCCCCGCUUCAAACUGAAAUGUGUCUUCUGUAAGAAGCGGAGGAAAAGAGCGGCUGGCUGCUGUGUGCAGUGUUCGCACGGCCGCUGCCCGACCGCCUUCCACGUGAGCUGCGCCCAGGCUGCAGGUGUGAUGAUGCAGCCCGAUGACUGGCCUUUUGUGGUCUUCAUUACCUGUUUUCGGCACAAGAUUCCUAAUUUGGAGCGCGCCAAGGGGGCCUUGCAGAGCAUCACCGCAGGCCAGAAGGUCAUCAGCAAGCACAAGAACGGGCGCUUCUACCAGUGCGAGGUGGUCCGGCUCACCACCGAGACCUUCUACGAGGUCAACUUCGACGAUGGCUCCUUCAGUGACAAUCUCUAUCCCGAGGACAUAGUGAGUCAGGACUGUCUCCAGUUGGGUCCUCCUGCUGAAGGAGAAGUAGUCCAGGUGAGAUGGACAGACGGCCGAGUCUAUGGAGCCAAGUUUGUGGCCUCCCACCCCAUCCAGAUGUACCAGGUGGAGUUUGAGGAUGGCUCACAGCUUGUGGUUAAAAGAGAUGAUGUGUACACACUGGACGAAGAGCUUCCCAAGAGAGUCAAGUCUAGACUGUCGGUAGCCUCAGACAUGCGCUUCAACGAGAUUUUCACGGAGAAGGAGGUUAAGCAGGAAAAGAAACGGCAACGAGUCAUCAACUCAAGAUACCGGGAGGAUUACAUCGAGCCUGCGCUGUACCGGGCCAUCAUGGAGUAGGUGCUUCCACGGCCACGCCACCCCAGCCGUCCGGGCGCCAGCACGCGGGUUCCACAGCACAGCAGACACUUGGAACUCUGACGUCCCUAGACGUGUGGAUUGUGAAGUGAAAAGGAAUGAACCAACCAACCCGUCAUCUUCUCACCCCACCCUCAUCGCAUUCCGCUGCAGUGAAAGGACAAGCCAUUCUUGGACAUGUUGGCAGCAGCCGCUGAUCUCCCAGCCGACGGGCUGAGCACUGGAACUCUGUGGCUGCACUGGCCCCCGUCUGUAACGGGGUCGACUGUGCCAGCUGGGCCAGAUGCCCUGCUUCUGGCCCAGGACUUCGCUUCCUAAUGGUCACCUGCACCAACCAGGCAGAGGUGCUGGUGCUCGCCCCUCCCCUUUUGUAUUUAUGCGUGCGUGCGUGCGUGCGUGCGUGUGCGUGUGUGUGUGUACACACGAAUGUGUGUCUGGUCUGGACCAGCUCCUCCCAGCCCCUGGCCUUUACUUUCUUCCUUGCCUAUCCAGGGCAACAAAAAUGUGAAAUUCUGCCCUCAGCUAAGCUGAGUAAGGGCCCCUGGGGCUGGCUGGAGAUGGCUGUGGCAUCUGUCUGUCCAUGGCCCCUCCUCAAGGGAGUGCUGGCAAAGCUGCAGUGAUGAGAUGCUCGUGAGUUGACGCCACCUCUCUGCCCUCUCUUGAAGGAGAAGAUGGGGUGACGUGGGCGUGGGCCCAUACAGCUCUAGGCACAGAAGCCUUGUGGACAGUAUUAGAGGGUGUGGUAGAGGGUAUGGGUGGGGAAGACCCCUGAAGGGGCAUCUAAUGAUGGAAGCAGGCAGAGCCUGGUGGGUGAUUCUCUCAACAGAAAAUUGCAAUCAUGCAGGGCUGGGAGGGUUAGGAUGAACUGGGGCCACUGGAGGCCAGGGACAGGUUUAGAUACGCCCCCUGGUCUGGGAGUGGGAGGGGCCGAUUCGGGGUGGGGGGUGGGGGGACUGGAGGGCAACACUGAAGGGGUUAAACAGGCUUUUGCUCCUCAUGAAUUUGUUUGCCUGGGCCCAGGAUUGGAGGGCUUCACACUUGUACCCUGUGUAUACAAGAAUCAGAUUUAUAAUACUUCCUUGUUUUUUUUGUUACGUAUGAACGCUAUAAACCAAAUUAUUUUGAAAACUGGUGCAUCACCUUGUCCUUAGCAAUAAAAUGUGCUGAGCAGAGAA
Messenger RNA from Phacochoerus africanus (Common warthog), 4561 nucleotides. RefSeq names its product lysine demethylase 4A (gene KDM4A). The record is from RefSeq and is a predicted model, not a curated record. Gene Ontology annotation, cellular component: nucleus. Gene Ontology annotation, biological process: chromatin remodeling. Bases 165 to 3368 code for a protein of 1067 amino acids. NCBI's taxonomy places the organism in Eukaryota, Metazoa, Chordata, Mammalia, Artiodactyla, Suidae. The transcript has 22 exons. Gene Ontology annotation, molecular function: histone H3K36 demethylase activity; histone H3K9 demethylase activity.